Molecule: messenger RNA, 1247 nt
Organism: Culex quinquefasciatus (southern house mosquito)
Lineage: Eukaryota; Metazoa; Arthropoda; Insecta; Diptera; Culicidae
Product: gastrula zinc finger protein XlCGF46.1-like
Exons: 2
Coding region: 72-1214 (380 amino acids)
Biological process (GO): regulation of transcription by RNA polymerase II
Cellular component (GO): nucleus
Molecular function (GO): zinc ion binding; RNA polymerase II cis-regulatory region sequence-specific DNA binding; DNA-binding transcription factor activity
Source: RefSeq, a predicted model, not a curated record
AAACAAACAGCAGUAUUUAUACGACGAGUACAUUUCUCUAAUUAGUUUUUAGAUGUAUUCUCAACAAAACUAUGAGUUCCGCAACGUUUUGUCGAACUUGCUUGUCGCGGACCAGUUCCAAAUAUCGCUCCCUUUUCAAGGAGUCCUUCAUAUGUAGUGAAAAACGAAAUUUUGCCAAUUUGCUAACCGAGUUUAUUCCAUCGCUUGAGAUCUCUAAAGAGGACAGUUUACCACAAAUGAUUUGCGGAAAAUGUGCGUUGGAUUUGAAACAUUGUUUCCGCUUCCGCAGGAAAUGUUUGCAGGCGGAUUCUGUGUUGAGAUCUUCACAGGAAACGAAUUUUAUUGUUGGAAUUUCUAUAGCAAAUCUAGAAGAGGAAAUGAGCUCUGGUAGCGAAUCUGAACUCAAUGAAAUUGCAUCGUCGAAGGAAGUUGAUCCUUCUAGAACGAACACUGACGAGAAAAUUGGAAGUUCAACGGAGGCUAUUCCAGAAUGUCCGGACAAGGAGAUUAAACCCAACAAACCCAAAUCCCUCGAAUGUCCCUUCUGUCAAAAGGUGCUCAGUUCCGCCAAGUCCUAUCGAACCCACCAGGCAUUGCACUCCGACGAGGCCAACUUCCUGUGCAAUCGAUGUGGCGAACGGUUCAAGACGAAAAUGGCCUACACGGGCCACAUGGCCACGCACAAUCCGAGCAAGUUCAGGUGCGAAAUUUGCGAAAAAUCCUACCGGCAAGCAGCGUCCCUGCGAAGUCACAUGCUCAUGCACUCCGAGGAACGUCCGUUCAAGUGUUCGGUCUGCAAUCACGCAACGACCCAGAAAAGUAGCCUAGCGAGACACAUGCUGACCCAUUCCGAGCAGAAAUCCUACGUUUGCGAUCUGUGUGGAGAGCACUUCCGGUUCAAGGGAAAUUUGGCCGUCCACAAACAACGUCACACCAAGCAGAAAGAUUUCCACUGCCAGAAAUGCCCGAAAAGUUUCGUCACGAAGGACGAACUGGCGAACCACGCCAUAACCCACACCGAGGAGCGACCGUUCGGUUGUGAUUUGUGCAGCAAAAGUUUCAACCGGAAGAGUGCGCUGCAGUUCCACCGGAAGCACACGCACUCGGUUCAGCCAAAGAAUGCGUGCCACGUUUGUUCAAUAAUUAGCUAUCCCUUAAUGCCUCAAAGUCAAAGUCUUAAAAAAUGUUUAGAUAUUAAUUUGAAAAACAUUUGAAAAACCUAUCAAAGUCACCCCAGUUUACGCUAA